Penaeus indicus is the source of this 1385-nucleotide messenger RNA. RefSeq names its product zinc finger protein squeeze-like. Bases 1 to 642 code for a protein of 213 amino acids. Lineage: Eukaryota; Metazoa; Arthropoda; Malacostraca; Decapoda; Penaeidae. Gene Ontology annotation, molecular function: DNA-binding transcription factor activity, RNA polymerase II-specific. Gene Ontology annotation, biological process: regulation of transcription by RNA polymerase II. Gene Ontology annotation, cellular component: nucleus. The record is from RefSeq and is a predicted model, not a curated record. The transcript is spliced from 3 exons.
AUGGCGCCCGCCCGUGUCUCUCGGGCGCCUCAGACCCGCAGGCCUCGGAACCCUAGGAGGCCACGAGAUCUUGAGUCUUGCUGUUGCAGGUGGGAGGGUUGCUGGAAGGCGGCGCGUCUGGCCAACCCAAGACGCUCAGUUGCUCGGUCUGCGGCAAGGGCUUUAGCGGCCGCUCGCGCAAGCAGGGGCUCAUGCGACAUAUGCGCACGCACACGGGGGAGAAGCCCUACGCGUGCCCGCACUGCCCGCACCGUGCCAACAUGCGCCAUAACCUCCGCACGCAUAUCUUCGCCGUCCACGACGUCCUCUGCUGAGGCCCCCAAGAGGAGAUCGCCCACGCUGACGCUCCUGGCCCUGCAGCAGCGGGCCGCCGGCGGGGGCAACGGCGGCGGAGGCGGCGGCGGCGCCCUCGGCAGCGGCAACAACAGCUUCGUAUGUAGCGCCUGCUCCAAGUCGUUCCUGAGCGGCUGGGAGCUGCGGCGCCACCUGCACGCCCACGCCGACGCGCGCCCCUUCCGCUGCUCCUACUGCACGCACCGCUCCAACUUCAAGCACAACCUGAAGUCCCACAUCCGCACCAUCCACCCGGGCAAGCCGUUCGCCUUCAGGAUGGAGGGCGCGGCGCCCACGACGGACGGCUGAGAGGGCGCCAUGCCCGGCCGCGGGCAGGGGGAGGGGGAGAGAGGGGGCCCGCCAUCCCUGGGCCCUCGCAUGCCAGCUGGGGAGGACGCGGGGGCGCGGACGCUCGGGCGGGACGGCGGUCGUUGAGGGGGAAUCCUGGCGAAGGAAGGGCGCUGGGCCUGGGAAGGACGAGGCGAGCUUGUAAAUUUUGGUUAGGAGGAGAGACUAUAUACACAUACAUACAUACAUAUACAUAUACAUAUACAUACCCACUCACACAUACAUACAUACAUAUACAUAUACAUAUACAUAUACAUAUACAUAUACAUACCCACUCACACAUACAUACAUAUACAUAUACAUAUACAUACACAUACCCACUCACACAUUCAUACAUAUACAUAUACAUAUACAUAUACAUAUACAUAUACAUAUACAUAUACAUAUACAUACCCACUCACACAUACAUACAUACAUACAUACAUACAUACACACAUACACACACACAUACAAACAUACAAAUACAUACAUAUACAUACAUACACAUAUACAUACACAUACACAUAUACAUACACAUACAUAUACAUACAUAUACAUACGUAUACAUACAUAUACAUACACAAACACAUACAUACACAAACACAUACAUACACAUACACACACAUACACAUACACAUACACACACACACACACACACACACACACACACACACACACACACACACACACACACACACACACACACACACACACACACACACACA